This is a messenger RNA of Guillardia theta CCMP2712, 672 nucleotides long. RefSeq lists its product as hypothetical. Lineage: Eukaryota; Cryptophyceae; Pyrenomonadales; Geminigeraceae. The record is from RefSeq and is a predicted model, not a curated record. The transcript has 11 exons. The coding region runs from base 71 to 574 and encodes 167 amino acids.
AAUAGAAGAAUCCUACUACGCGGAGAUUGUUCUGAACAGGACAACAACGAGGGUGGGUGCGAUCAAGGCGAUGAACAAGUACUGGACGGGCUACAACACCAACGCUCGAGUCAUCUCACCUUCUCAGCCGACCUUCAUCUCAGUGUCAGAACCUAGCUCGCAAGCUACCGUGACCGUGAGGAGCUUCCUACCUGGAGCUAUGGGGACUGGGAAGGAGAAAUCCCCGGAGCCGCUGGACAGGAAGGUCAUGAUCAAAAGAAGGCCUGGAGGGAUCUUCGCUGUCAAGAGAAUACUGACGCAACCUGACCCGCUGGACGAGUGGAUCUCAACGGAGCAAGUCUACGAUAUCCGCGCUCAGCUCCUUGAUCGCCUGACGGAGGAAGGGGUCAAGACCCGACAGGACUUCAAGGUUGCGAGGUUCGCAAACGUGUAUGGACCGGGCGACAUCCGGUAUGAGUUGUGGGUGCCCGUUCAAUCUUUCGAGAUGCGAGCUGCUUCAUUGAUCAGCGCUUCAAACACUUCCAAGAUCAGUGGCCUCAAACUGGACUUCUCACUCCUCGACGAGGAGGAGUGAGCGUGUCUGGCCCUGGCCUCCAUGGACAUCGAUGUGAAUCGUUGAGGAGGGUUGGGAGAGGUAGGAUAAAACUUUGAAGAUGAAGAAUAAGGAUGACA